AAUAAUUUUCUUCAUUCUUACUAAUUUAUAAAGCACUGUCUUUGCCCAGAAAUCCCAUUUUUGUUUCCCACCCUUUCAGUUUCUGACACUAUAAUCUUUCCACAUUAAUUCCCAGAAUCUACUUUUAUCCCUUUCAAUAUCUCACAUCCCAUUUUAGUGUUUCUUAUAUUUAAAAAGAUAUUCCCACUCCUUUUUCUUUUCUCGGUAAUUUUCCGUGAAUCACCCAUCCAUGGGUACCAAGAUAUGGGAAAUGAGGAUCCUAAUAUUGUUUUUGUGGUGGAGGCUAACAUGCGCCGUCACCGUUCCCGUUAGGGCUCCGUUGUGUCCCAAGAACUCCGUUUUUGAAGCCGUCUUUGACUUUCGAGACUCUUUUUGCUCCAUUCACUCUGAUUUUAUUGAAUCUAUUGAUUCCGUUGGAGUUACCGAGGGGGAUGAGAUUUCAUUGCAGAAGGCGCUUAACAUGGUUCAUAGGAAUAUUCAUGAAUAUGUAGCAGUGCUUUUCUAUGCAUCUUGGUGUCCUUUUUCAAGGUCUUUUAGACCAAGCUUCUUGACCCUUUCUUCUUCCUAUCCUUCCAUUCCUCAUUUUGCCAUAAAAGAAUCGGCUGUCAGGCCAAGCAUCCUCUCGAAGUAUGGAGUUCAUGGCUUUCCUACUCUUUUCCUUUUAAAUUCUAAAAUGCGUGUUCGUUAUCAUGGAAACCGGUCUUUUGAAUCGCUCAGCACUUUCUAUAAUGAUGUCACCGGCUUUCAGAUAAAAUCUCUGGGUAAAACAUUGCGGGACAAAACCAGACAUGUACUAAAGCAUGAGAAGCAUAAAAGCUCUGAGCAAGAGAGCUGGUCAUUCUCAUGGGCAAGAUCUCCACAGAAUUUGCUUAGACAAGAGACCUAUUUGGCCUUAGCCACCACAUUUGUGCUUUUCAGAUUGCUUUACCUAUUUUAUCCAACUUUGCUGGUAUUUGCUCGCUUCACUUGGAAACGGAUCAACCGAGAUGUAAAGUUGGGAACCAUGUUGGAACAUCCUUUGCUGAUCUGAAACGAACAAUUGGGUUGAAUUCCCUGAAAGAGAAGCAACUUGCAAAGGUGCAAUGAAUGCUAGAGCAUCUUGCUACUGCUGCGAUCGGCAAUGCCAAUGAGUGGAUCUUGCUGAGUCUUUAGCCGGUGUGGGACAGGUAUUUGUUUUUCCUCUAGAAGUUUGGUUGCAAUCUCUUGGAAGCAAGAGCCUUUUUGUUUCAUAUUUUUAUCCAAAGCAACAUUGGUAUUUAAUUUGUGAAUCAUGUCAGUGCAUCUUGGGCAUUUAAUACUUAAUUUUCAUUUGUAAUAUGAUUUAGAAUACAUCUUUGCCUUGCCUGUAUGUAAGCGGCACUGCAACUCCUGAAUAGGCAGUCAUCAAGCAUAAGCCAUUUAGCACUGCAAUAUUUGAUUUAUGUUUAUUUAUUUGUUACUUUUUACUUUCUAGUGUUAGAAAACGCACCUUGUAUAUGUCUUAUGAUUUUAAAAAAAUUAGUUAGGUAAUUAAUAUAAAGUAAUAUUUCUCUUUAAAGCA
Gossypium raimondii (Peruvian cotton) is the source of this 1540-nucleotide messenger RNA. Its product is annotated as 5'-adenylylsulfate reductase-like 4. The record is from RefSeq and is a predicted model, not a curated record. The transcript has 4 exons. Lineage: Eukaryota; Viridiplantae; Streptophyta; Magnoliopsida; Malvales; Malvaceae. Bases 230 to 1030 code for a protein of 266 amino acids.